AUGAACACGUGCAGCCUGGGCGUCGGUGCGUUGCGGUGCAGCGUCCAGGCGGCUGCCCGUCCCCUCGCCCUCUCGCGACCGACACCGACACUGUGCGCCAGGCCGAUCCCAGCUUCCCGCCUUUCGAGUCGCUGCUGUUCGUCCUGGCCAUCACCACAGCGACAGCUCCCACAACAGCGGCGAGCAGGAUGGGGCCGAAAAGCAGCACCACCGUCGCCCCUGUUAAGCCACUUCCGACCCACUUGUCUUCCGCAGUGGCCCGGCAUACGCACAUUCAUCGGCGGCCAGACAGUCAUCACAAAAUAUGUCGACCUCCCACCAACCUAUACAGACCGAGAAGGUUUACCGUUUGCCAAGCGUGACCUGUCUGCGGACGAGGUGGUUGCCAUAUUCGGGCCGCACAUCAGCACGACUGCCGCAAACCAACUCUUACGGAUCCUCCACGGGCGCCGCGUCGCCGGCACGCUUGACGACCCGGCCCUGCGGGUCAACACCAUGGUCUUUUCCGCCGAACACCAAAAGCGCGCCCUCGAAUAUCUCCGCAGCCGCGUCCCCGUGGACGAGAUCGCAAACGCGGGUCUCCGGGCCGAGGACGAACUGGCUGCGCUGGAGAACGGUGCCGCCGGGGAUGAGGGAGGACAAUCGGAACAGCCAGGCAGCGGGCCGGGGUACGGGACAAGACUGAAGCUCUACCGCGAGACGGACAGCAAGCCCGCGGCGAAGGACAGCAAGCCCGCGGCGAAGGAGAGCGUUUACGGACCGAGCGCGCUGGACGCCAUCCGGGCGCAGAAGAAGGCGCAAUGGGAGGCGGAGCUCGAGCGGCGGGAGGCAGAGCGGAAGAAGCGGGAAGAGGAAGAGCGCCACGGCGUGGCGGGGCCGCUGCAGGUUGCGGACAAGCCGCCGGUGCGGCAGCUGAGCCCCAAGAUGCAGGAGUACAUGCGCAAGGGACAGUCGGAUCUCAAGGAGCCGCCCAAGAUGAAGAAGUGGCAGCGCCUCCUGCCGUCGGCCGCCUUCGUCGUCGCCGUGUGCGGGCUCUGCCUGGCAUUCGCCGUUGUUUACCGGCCGCCGAAGCGGGCGGACCGGCUGUUCCCCGACAUCCCUCCGGCGGCUGCGACGGUGGGCGCGCUCAUGCUGGCCAACCUGAUAGGCUGGGCCCUCUGGAAGAUCCCGCCGAUCUGGGGUUUUCUCAACCGGCACUUUAUUAUCGUCGCGGCCACGCCCAGGGCACCGAUGAUGCUCAGCGCCGUCUUCUCGCACGUGUCGCUGCUCCAUCUGCUGCAGAACAUGGUGAUCCUCUGGUUCCUCGGCGUGCGCCUGCACGACGACAUUGGGAGGGGCCCCUUCUUAGCGACCUACUUCGCAUCUGGCGCGGUCGGCUCGCUUGGGAUGCUGACAUGGGCGGUGCUGAGGAACCGGCUCGACUUGUGUUCCCUGGGGGCGUCCGGGGCGGUGUACGGGGUGGGUGCGGCGUACUUCUGGCUGCACCGGUUUGAAUACUUCAAGAUCUUUGGCCUCCCGCCGCCGCCGAGCGAGGGCAUCCAGGGACUUGCGCUCCUGGCGCUGGCGGCCGGCCUGAACCUCAGCGGCUACUUCACGGCCGCGCGCUUCAAGGUGGACAUUACGUCUCAUCUGGUGGGCAUGGUCGCCGGCAUCGUUGCUGCGUAUCUGUUGGAGAGGACACGGCCGGCCAACCAGCAGCAGAGCGCUCGCGCCACACACCGAGACUCCCUAGCAAAGGCACCAUCGGCGGCGAAAGCGUAG
Molecule: messenger RNA, 1761 nt
Organism: Thermothielavioides terrestris NRRL 8126
Lineage: Eukaryota; Fungi; Ascomycota; Sordariomycetes; Sordariales; Chaetomiaceae
Exons: 1
Coding region: 1-1761 (586 amino acids)
Cellular component (GO): membrane
Molecular function (GO): serine-type endopeptidase activity
Source: RefSeq, a predicted model, not a curated record